GCAGGGGACGAGUGAUUGAAUUAAAAUUCUUAUCCGAAUCGCCUGCACUGCCUCCCACUGAUUACUCUGUGCGGGACCCUGGACGAGUGGCGGAAUAGUUUUGCACUACUGAGGUUUGCUUUUGCGGAUACAACAUGGAGGAGCUUGAUCAGAUACUCACGGAUGUUCGCCAAGGCUGCGGCCAGGUACCCAUUACAAGUAUAUGUUUAAACAACUGCGCCAACGGUGCACCGAAGCCGUCCUUGCGAUUCAAGAUUUGGACGAAUCCUCGAGUCCCCCACCAGACGAACAAGCUAAAGUCUUACACUCCCUUUAUGAGUUAUUUGAGAACAUAAGAGAGUCUACGCAUUCCUGGAGCCAAUUGGGCACGAUAUUAGCCUUAGUAAAUCAGCAACGUAUUAGCUCGUCCUUGGCACGAUGGGUCGAAGAGCUUGGGAAAUCACUACAUCCGAUCUCGGAUGUUCUAGCCAUAAACUUCGCGAAAUGGGCAACCGAAUUCUCCAAGGCUUGGAUAUUAGAUCACGCUGCCCUGAAGGAGAGUUUGUCAGCAUUGCUCCUGGACAUCAGCCAGGUUCCUUCCAUAUUGGGACUGAACCGUGCUGAUCAAGACCUACUACUCCGGCAAUUUAAGGUUCACUUUCUCUUUUCUCUCAUGUUCAUGUGCGAACCCUCUCUCCCAGGAGUUGUUAUCAAAUUCUCAGAUGGAAAUGGCGGAAAGAUACUCGGAGAGAAUCAUGGCGUUAUCAAAGCCUCAACCUGGAGCACUUAUCGAUUUAACUGAACGAGUUAGGUUAUUAGGGGAUCGACCGAUACAUUCAGGUUCCUUUUCCGAAUUUUGGCUGGGGGGACCUCGAGCGGAAACCUGGUCACCGUCAAAUUAUUCCAUGGCAGCUUUGGCUUCCAAGC
Cantharellus anzutake is the source of this 906-nucleotide messenger RNA. RefSeq lists its product as uncharacterized. The transcript has 5 exons. The record is from RefSeq and is a predicted model, not a curated record. Lineage: Eukaryota; Fungi; Basidiomycota; Agaricomycetes; Cantharellales; Hydnaceae. Bases 203 to 781 code for a protein of 192 amino acids.